GUUGAAAUCAAAGUCGGAAAGAUUGUAAAGGUAUGGAACCAUGAAGACGCUGACAAACUCUUUUGUGAGCAGAUUGAUCUGGGGGAGGAUACGGGCCCGCGCGAGAUUGCUUCCGGUCUUCGAGGAUUCUAUACAUUAGAAGAGAUGCAAGACCGCAUGGUUCUAGUUGUAUGCAACUUGAAAGGCCAGAAAAUGCUUGGCUUCAUGAGCAAUGGCAUGGUACUGGCAGCCAAAAGUGAGGACGGUGCAAUUGUCGAACUCGUAGCUCCACCGGAAGGGGCUCAAAUUGGUGAACGAGUUUUCGUUAGUGAAAUGACUGGUGAUCCUUUUAGCCCAGUCCAAGUCCGAAAGAAGAAGGUCUGGGAAAAUGUUUUGAAGAGUUUGAGAACUGUAGAGGGAGGAUUAUUAACUUGGGAGGGCAAGCCUAUUUUGACCUCAGCUGGACCAUGCAAAGCACCAUCGCUUGAAGGCGUAUUUGUAUCUUAG
Molecule: messenger RNA, 486 nt
Organism: Phaeodactylum tricornutum CCAP 1055/1
Lineage: Eukaryota; Bacillariophyta; Bacillariophyceae; Surirellales; Neidiaceae
Exons: 1
Molecular function (GO): tRNA binding
Source: RefSeq, a predicted model, not a curated record